AUUAUUAAAAAUUAUAAUUUUUCCAUUCCAUAAAUUAAAUCUUUAUUAUAAAAUAUAUUUAUGAAUAAAUUUUGAUAUUUGACAUUAUAUUUAUUAUAUUUAUAUAAUUCUAUAAUAAAAAAGAUGAAUAAAAAAUAUAUUUUAUUAAUAAAUUAAAUAAAUUAUAAUUAUUACAAGUAUUAUUAUAUUUAAAGAAAUAAUUCUAAUGAAUUUUAUUACUCGGCCAUUUUAAUUCUCUUUCAUUAUUUAUUUUUAAUCUAAUUUUUAAAAAUUUUUUCAAUACAAAUUUAAAACCAAAAAUAAAAGUGAAACGGCGCUUGCUCCGAUUCGCUGAGUAGCUGAGCAUGCUUAAAACCUAGUAGUUGUUCUUCAGAAACGUGGGAUUGAAGAAACGUUGCUAAGGUUCCUGUUAAAAUAAAACUUCGAUUUUUUGCUACCUUGUGUGCAUGCUAUCGUAUAGGAAUUAUUUGCAGUGGUGGCGCAAUAGCGAAGUGUCGUCGGAACGUAGUGGCUGUAGUUCAGCCAGUCGCUUAGUGUUGUUGGUGAAUUGAGAGUGGCAUUUCUCGCUCCGCGAAGCACAGGAUAUUGAUCUGUACAUUGUCUCGUGCAGUUUUUAAUCCAGGAUCAACCGUGGUGCUUCUUGUACCUCGUAAAACGUGUCAGUUUCGGGGUACGAGUAUCAGAACUCAGUAAACAGACUGAGUGACGCUAGAUCAUGGAUAUUACACUUCUACUAUUAGCUCUGGGUGUAAUUGCUGCGAUGUUUGGUGUGGUGGCAACGAGAUUCGGUUUCCCUGGAUUCAACAAAAUCGCCCAAAUCGCGCUUGCUUUGGCGUUGCUUCCUGUCAUCUGCAGAUUUCAUCGGAAGCUAUAUGUCAUAAUGAAGAUUCUACCUCGAGAUAUAAGAUUUCUUUAUCGUGCUGUUACAGCAGAAAAGGAAAUAAAAAAACAUGAUCGAAAUAAUUUAACUGUCCCGGCUAUAUUUAUGAAAAGAAUGGAACGUAAUCCUCAAAAACCUUGUUUUUUCUUCGAAGAUCAAGUUUGGACUUUUUCUGAUGUCAAUAAAUAUAGCAAUCAAAUAGCAAAUGUAUUUCAAAACGCAGGAUACGUAAAAGGGGAUGCAGUGGCUUUAAUGAUGUCAAAUAGGCCAGAGCAUGUUGCAAUAUGGCUUGGUCUGGGGAAACUCGGUGUUAUCACUGCAUUGAUUAAUACAAAUUUACGUCUUCAAUCUUUAAUUCAUUGUCUUCGUAUCGCUAAAGUAAAGAGUAUUAUUUAUAUGGAAGAAUACUCAUCUGCUCUCGAUGAAAUUAAGGAUUCGAUUCAGGGAAUUAUAAAAUACAAAAUCUGUAACAAAUCUAAAUGCGAGGAUGGCGAAUACGAUUUGAACGAACUUAUAUCGGAAGUUGGUACAAGUGAACCGAUAGUAAAGGAUCCACCAACUUACCGCGAUAAGUUGGUGUACAUCUACACAAGUGGUACCACCGGUUUACCAAAAGUAGCAAUAAUUCUUAAUUCAAGAUACUUACUAACUAUAAUGCCUUUUAAAUUAUUGGGCAUGAGACAAGAUGAUAUCCUAUACAAUCCAAAUCCAUUGUAUCAUACGGCUGGUGGAAUGAUUGGGGCAGGUUUCGCGAUUGUUAAAGGUGUACCGAACGUGUUAAGGACUAAGUUUUCAGUAUCGGCUUAUUGGACAGAUUGCAUCAAAUAUAACUGUACCGCAGCACAAUAUAUCGGUGAAAUGUGUCGUUAUUUGCUGAGUGCACCACCUAAACCGGAAGAUACUGCACAUCGAUUGAGACUUAUGUUUGGAAAUGGUAUGAGGCCACAAAUUUGGAACGAGUUCGUUAAACGUUUUAACAUUAAACGAGUUUCUGAAUUUUAUGGAUCCAGUGAAGGAAAUGCUAAUAUUUCUAACUUUGACGGUCGGAUUGGAGCUGUUGGUUUUGUACCAUUAAUUGUGCCACGAAGAUUUCAUCCUUUAGCAAUUAUCCGAGUAAAUAAUCAGACAUAUGAGCCUGUGAGAGAUUCAAAUGGCUUAUGUAUAAGAGCAGGAACAAACGAGCCAGGAAUGUUUAUAGGAUUGAUAAAAGAAGGAAAUGCGUUAAGAGAGUUUAAUGGAUAUUUAGAUAAGGAAGAAUCGAAAAAAAAAAUAAUACAAGAUGUAUUUAUUAAAGGUGAUAAAGCUUUUCUAACAGGUGAUAUUUUAGUAGAGGAUGAAUUUGGUUAUCUUUAUUUCAAAGACAGAGUAGGUGAUACAUAUAGGUGGAAGGGAGAAAAUGUUGCUACGGCAGAAGUGGAAGGAGUUAUUAGUAGUAUUGCAGGAAAAAGAGCCUCUACCGUUUACGGAGUUCAGGUACCUGGAAUGGAAGGAAGGGCAGGAAUGGCAGCGAUAGUUGAUCCGGACAGUCUUUUGGAUUUCAAAGCUCUCGCAGAAGGUUUAGAGAAAGCACUGCCGGCAUAUGCAAGACCAAUUUUCCUGCGAAUUGUGAAAGAACUUGAAAUGACUGGAACAUUUAAAUUGCAGAAAAUGAAUCUUCAAAAGGAUGGUUUCGAUCCGAAUAAAGUUCAAGAUAAAAUGUAUUUUCUAGCUGGUAACAAGGAAUACGUCGAAAUAACACCAGAACUUUAUCAAGAAAUUAUUUCCGGAAGAAGAAAGUUUUAGUCAUUAGAUACUUACUCGUUCGAUAUACUUGUAAAAGUUAGAGGACAAGUAUAUAUAACUUUUUUUUAUAACAUGAACAUAACUUCUGCACGCGCCUUGUAGAUACAAUGCAUAGGAUUUUAUGUAAUAAUCAAAUAUAAAAUCAUAGAAUUAUAGAUGGAUGUUUUUCCGACUCAUAAAAUUGAACGGGGAAGAGUUAUUUUUACGAAUUCAAAAAUAGAAAAAAGAAUGAAAAAAAGGUUGUUAUGUUAUAUAACAAAAAAAUAUUUCUGUCAUCAACAACGAGAGAUAAAUAUGGUGACAUGUUCCUGUUUAUUUUAUAAAUACUGUACAUUUUUAAUCAAAUGAAAUGGUCCAUAGCAUAAGACAAAUUGGCAUUGUAGAUAAGAAAAUAGCAACGAAUAAAAUCAUUCUUAAUAUAAUAUUGAUUUUUUAACAAAAAUAUUUUAUUUCUGAGAUACUCAGAAAUUUCUUAGACAAUUCUGUUUAUGACUAUUGAAUCAAAAAAAAGUAAAUUACUUAUAUAUUAAAUAUAACUUGUCAUCGUAUUUCGAUUGUAAUUUUUUUAUUUAUAUGAUUAUUCAAUUUGCAUUUAUCCUGUUUGAAUUUAUAUAUCUUUAUACCAAAAUAAUAGAAUUAAAAAAAAUGUGAAUAUACAUGUCGAUUAAGCGUAAUAUUAUAUGUAAGCUCAAUAUUAUAAGCAUAAUACUAUAUUAAUUCCGAUAUCAAGGAAUAAUAGAUGUAUAUAAAUUUGUUAUAAAAAUGUAACAUUGAACCAAACAAAAUUUCACUUCUACUUCAAACUAUUUAAAAUAAUAAUCAGAAUUGUAACUAAAAUUUUUCCAUAUUUAAAGAUUGUUUAAUAAUGCACUGUUUGUAUAUUUAAGUAAUCUUUGUAGAUUUGAUACUUAAAAUAUCGUAUAAAUGUUUUCAAAUUUAAAAUAUUUAAACAAUAUUUAUUUUAAAAUUUAUAUAGUCGACUAAUAAAAUUAAAAUAUGUAUUUUAGAAAAUUUUAUUGAAGCGAUCUUCAUAUAAUCAAUAAUUAAUUUGUUGCUUUUGAAUAAUUAUUUAAUGAUUUCUAAAAAAUGACUUUGUAUAUAUAUUUUUACAUAUUUAAAAAAAUGCAUAAUUGUAUUUAAUAUAUCAUAAAUUUAGAAAUUAGUAUUUCAAAAUAUGUACUUCACAAAAUUUUUUAUUUGAAAAAAAUUGGUUAGAAACAUUAGAAUACAUAUAAGUUAUAAAAUUUUAUAGAACUAUUAAUUAUAUAUUGCAUAUUAUCGACUUGUAUAUUAUUAAUCGAUAUUAUAUAAAUACAGGUUUCUGUAAAUAAAUAAUUACACUU
Molecule: messenger RNA, 4005 nt
Organism: Apis cerana (Asiatic honeybee)
Lineage: Eukaryota; Metazoa; Arthropoda; Insecta; Hymenoptera; Apidae
Product: long-chain fatty acid transport protein 4
Biological process (GO): long-chain fatty acid import into cell; long-chain fatty acid metabolic process
Cellular component (GO): plasma membrane; endoplasmic reticulum membrane
Molecular function (GO): long-chain fatty acid-CoA ligase activity; long-chain fatty acid transmembrane transporter activity
Source: RefSeq, a predicted model, not a curated record